Molecule: messenger RNA, 477 nt
Organism: Kwoniella shivajii
Lineage: Eukaryota; Fungi; Basidiomycota; Tremellomycetes; Tremellales; Cryptococcaceae
Exons: 6
Coding region: 1-477 (158 amino acids)
Source: RefSeq, a predicted model, not a curated record
AUGAUGCUCGACAAAGAAACAACGCCAACAGCAAACACAAAGCCUAAUUUAGCGGCCAAGUACAGAGGAGCUUGUGUGGAGGACCUCCAACUUCCACCUGCUUUUUGUUUAUCGGAAGAUGCUCGAAUAUCGCAUGCGCUCGAAGCAGCUUAUGAGAGGGAAUUUGACCAACUUCCUAUCCUGAACGACCGCCGAAAACCUAUAGGAUAUCUACAUGUCCCCUCACUGAAGCAGAAAUUUGAGGCAGGAUCAAUCAAGGAGGAUCAUCCCGUUUCGAAACACAUAACGCAUUUCCCACUUGCAUCACGUUCCCACCCUUAUACGAUAAUUCAGCCCCUAACACCGUUAGAAGAAUUAGAGAUCUUUUUCAUCAAUGCAGGAGUAGACUUCGCUCUAGUCACGGACGCAGAACGUAAAUUCAUCCUCGCUGUUGCAACAAAAGAUGAUCUUGAGACGUUUGUCAAAAGAAGAGGUUAA